Molecule: messenger RNA, 2058 nt
Organism: Danaus chrysippus (African queen)
Lineage: Eukaryota; Metazoa; Arthropoda; Insecta; Lepidoptera; Nymphalidae
Source: the annotation of a GenBank genome assembly
AUGAACGUACCUCGACCCCGUAAUUUGAAGCAUUUAAUGAGUUUUAUACAAAUGUGUUCCUGGUACAGGAGGUUCAUUCCCGAUUUUGCUAAAGUUGCAGAGCCCUUGACGCGUCUCACUAAGAAAGACGCCGAGUGGUCUUGGAACAAAGAACAAACAUUUGCAUUUGAAACUCUGAGAACCCUAUUAACUACUACUCCUGUACUCGCACAGGCUGACGAGACUAAGCCCUAUAUCAUCAAAACUGAUGCUAGCAACUUUGCUAUUGGAGCGGUCUUAGUGCAGGGGGAGGGUGAGAAUGAACAUCCAGUUGAGUACGCUAGUCGAUUGUUGAAUAAAUCUGAACGAAACUAUUCAACUACUGAGAGAGAAGCCUUGGCAGUGGUGUGGGCGGUCAAUAAAUUCAGAGGCUACAUAGAAGGAACUAAAAUUACUGUAUUAUGUGAUCAUCAAGCUCUCAAAUGGCUCAUGACCUUAAAGACACCCACUGGCAGAUUGGCACGAUGGGCUCUUCAGUUACAACCCUAUGAUAUUACAAUAAAAUAUAUACCAGGCAAAACAAAUGUUGUUGCCGAUGCUUUAUCACGUCCAAGUUGUGAAGCCGAUACAGAAAAAGAUUGUGGAGUAUGCACUGUGAUAAUUGAUAUGCCAAGGAAAAGUAAACAAGAAAUAAGAGAGACACAGCAUACAGACGACGAUAUAGUCAAGAUAGUCAAGGAUCUGGAAGGUAAUAACGAAGAAAAAGCUCAAUAUUGGAGUAAGAAAGGAUAUAUGAUGAAUGAUGGACUACUAUAUCGUUACUACACUGAUACAAAUAGGGAUGAGAGUCAGUUAGUAGUACCCAAGCAAGAACAGUUAAACGUCAUUGCUACAUAUCAUGACGCUGAAACAGCUGGUCACUAUGGUGCCGAGAAAACAAUCGAGCGUAUAUCUCGUCGUUAUUUUUGGAAGGGAAUGAGAGGACAUAUAGAAGCUUACACACGAAAUUGCUUAGAAUGCCAGAGAUAUAAACCUUCAAAUCAGAAAACAACUGGAUUAGUGCAAACUACAGCUACCAACCAACGAUUCGAAACAGUUGCUUUCGAUUUAUUUGGCCCAUUACCUGAAACGCGAGAAAAUCAUCGCUGGAUUUUUAUUGUGGAAGACGUGAUGACCCGAUGGGUGGAACUCUUUGCCUUGAAAUAUGCAACGGCGGACGAAUGUGCAAAAAUACUGUUGAACGAAAUCAUACUAAGAUAUGGCGCACCCCGAAGAUUUAUUAGCGACAAUGGAUCUCAAUUUGUUAGUAACGUUAUGCAACAAUUAACAUUUUGUUUACGCAUACGACAUGGAUUCACUCCCGUAUACCAUCCGGAAACCAACCCGGUUGAGAGACGAAACCGUGACUUGAAGACGCAACUCGCAAUUCUUGUUAAAGACGACCACACUUCCUGGUCAGAUAAGCUACCAAGCAUUCGAUACGCGAUGAAUACAGCUAAAUCUUGCUCUACUGGCUUUACGCCUGCUUACCUAACAUUCGGACGUGAAUUAAGAACAAUUGAUGAUGUUGAACAUGAUCUGCGAGAUAUUGUGCAAAAUGAGAACUUCAUCAUGGAAAUUACACCGAAACUACUGUUGAUAGCGGACACCCUAAAGCGAGCAAAGGAAAUACAGGAAAUGAAAGAGGAGAAGAGGAAGGAAUACGUUGAUAAGACGAGAAAAGCCUGUCCAAACUAUCGAGAAGGCGAUUUGGUAUUAGUCGACACGCAUACCCUUAGCAAGUCUAGUCAAGGGUAUAGCUCAAAGUUAGCACCAAGGCGCGAUGGACCCUAUGUCAUAAAUAGACGUCACGGUCCCAGCUCAUUCCAGGUUACCAAUCCCCAAACAAAAGAAAUAGCUGGGAUAUAUCACGCCUCUGCUCUGCGUCGCUAUAAAGCAUCCGGUGAUGCAACCUUACCCGCCCCUUCUCAACCAAUAAGAAAGAGAGGUCGACCAAGAAAACAAGUAAUUGGCACUGGAACAACCCGUACCUGUGGACCAAAACCACGUGGUAGACCACCCAAGAAGAAGGACAACUAG